Molecule: messenger RNA, 6531 nt
Organism: Pristis pectinata (smalltooth sawfish)
Lineage: Eukaryota; Metazoa; Chordata; Chondrichthyes; Rhinopristiformes; Pristidae
Gene: atp11b
Product: ATPase phospholipid transporting 11B (putative)
Biological process (GO): phospholipid translocation
Cellular component (GO): recycling endosome; trans-Golgi network; plasma membrane
Molecular function (GO): ATPase-coupled intramembrane lipid carrier activity; ATP hydrolysis activity; magnesium ion binding
Source: RefSeq, a predicted model, not a curated record
GACUCGGCUUCUGACCACCUCUCCCGAAGUCUCCUUAUGGUGUCUGGCUGAGGCAUUUUGACAAGUAACACUGCGGUGGCAAUUUCGUAACCACCGAAAGUCGUUCUUGCAAACCAUUUUUUCACGAUCACCCGAAAGCUUCGUCUGUUCUUCCAGACAAAUCCCACCAGAUACAGGCCGACCUGUCUCCCCCGACCUGGUUGUGAGGGGGCUCCGCCGAUCCCUCAGCCCCGCCGGUCGGCUGGCGGAAGUGCGCUGACGUCAUGUGUUUCCGGUGCGCCCUGCUGCGAACUGAUGAUGUGGGAAGAGAGCGGUGUCAGGGUGCAGGCUGUGACCGGGGGCUGAAGUGGGACACUGGCUUCGGCGUCGAAUCAGGCGGGGAGAGGGGAAGAAAAAGCCGGGGGAGUUGGUCGGCGAGGGUUGCCGGCCUCGUGUGGAGCCAUGAUCCGCUGGAUACGGCAGCAACUGGGAUUUGACCCACCACAUCUGAGUCCCACAAGGACAAUUUAUGUUUCCAAUCACUUCCCUCAGUACAGUCAUUUUGUUCACCAGAAGUUUCCAGACAAUAGGAUAAUAUCAUCCAAGUACACAGUUUGGAAUUUUAUCCCUAAAAAUUUAUUUGAACAAUUCAGAAGAAUAGCCAACUUCUACUUUCUUGUAAUUUUUCUUGUACAAUUAAUGAUAGAUACUCCUACAAGUCCUUUCACCAGUGGUCUGCCGUUGUUUUUUGUAAUUACAGUAACAGCAGUCAAACAGGGUUAUGAGGAUUGGUUACGGCAUAAAGCAGACAAUGAAGUAAAUAAUACCCCUGUGUAUGUAAUUCGAAGUGGUAGGCUUGUCCAGACAAGAUCACAAAACAUAAGGGUUGGUGAUAUCGUCAAAAUAGAAAAAGAUCAAACAUUUCCAACAGAUUUAGUGCUGUUGUCAUCUGACCGAGCAAAUGGGACAUGUUAUGUCACAACAGCAAGCUUGGAUGGAGAAACCAAUCUGAAGACCCAUCGUGCAGUUCCAGAAAUAGCAAAGAUGCAGACGGUUUUUCAACUAGACAAACUGAGGGCUGUUAUAACCUGUCACCAACCUGAGCCAGAUUUAUAUAGAUUUGUUGGUCAGAUUUCAAUAAAAGAAGUGCACGGUGACACUGUGAGACCUCUGGGACCAGAAAACCUUCUACUUAAAGGAGCAAGUUUGAAAAAUACCAGCCAAGUUUUUGGUGUGGCUGUUUACACAGGAAUGGAUGCUAAAAUAGCCUUGAAUUACAAGAGUAAAUCACAAAAACGUUCCUCUGUGGAAAAGUCCAUGAACACCUUUCUGAUAGUCUUCCUGGAAAUUCUUGUGAUUGAAGCAGUUAUUAGUACAAUCCUGAAAUAUAGUUGGUGGUAUGAAUCACCAUACAAUGAAAGAACCGUACAGGAAAAAAACAGCAGCAAAAUUUUGACAGGUAUAUCUGAUUUCUUGGCUUUCAUGGUGCUAUACAAUUACAUCAUUCCAAUCUCACUUUAUGUUACCGUUGAGAUGCAAAAAUUCUUGGGAUCCUUUUUCAUUGUGUGGGAUCUUGAUUUAUACCAUGAAGGUUCAAGUCAACGGGCACAGGUUAACACCUCUGACCUUAAUGAAGAACUUGGACAGGUGGAGUAUGUAUUAACAGAAACUGGAACACUGACUGAAAAUGAAAUGAAAUUCAGGGAAUGCUCCAUAAAUGGCAUUAAGUACAAAUAUAUCAAUGGCAGUUUGGUCCCUGAAGGAGUGACUGGAGAGAUUAGCAGACAAACUUUUACUGAUGAAGAGGUGAUGUUCUUGAAGGCAAUAUCCCUGUGCCACACAGUGCAUAUUAGUGAUUUGGAAGCAAUCCACCGAUCUACUUUGAGGCACGUCGUUGCUGAUUUAUCCAAAGUACAAUACUAUGCUGCCUCACCAGAUGAGAAGGCUUUGGUAGAAGCUGCCAGAAGGAUUGGAGUUGCAUUUGCUGGAUCUGAUGACAAUAGUGUAAUACUUAACACAUUUGGAAAGAUUGAAAGAUACAAACUUCUUGAUGUUUUAGAGUUUGAUGCAGAUCGCAGGCGAAUGAGUGUGAUUGUUGAAACACCAGAAGGAAAAUUGGUAAUGUUCACUAAAGGGGCAGAAUCCUCCGUCCUUCCAUUGGCAAGAACAGGGGCAGUAUCUGUAAUGAGUGCACAUGUGGAUGAACUUGCUAUGAAAGGAUUACGAACACUCUGUAUAGCUUGCAAGUUUCUAUCCAAGCAAGAGUAUGAAGAGAUAGAAUCUCGGCUACUUGCAGCCAGGACAUCUCUGCACCAUCGUGAGCAAGUUGUAGCAGAUGUUUUCAAUUUUAUUGAGAAAGACCUCCACCUGCUGGGAAUUUCUGGAAUAGAGGACAAGUUGCAAGACAAAGUACCUGAGACAAUUGAAGCUCUUAAAUUGGCAGGCAUCAAAGUGUGGGUUCUUACGGGCGAUAAACAAGAAACUGCAAUUAGUGUGUGUUUAUCCAGUGGACAUUUUCACAAGACGAUGAAUAUUUUGGAACUUACCAAUCAGAAAUCUGACAGUGAAUGUGCCGAGCAACUUCGUAGGCUUAGUAUCAGAGUAAAACAUGAUCAUGUGAUUCAGCAUGGCUUAGUUGUAGAUGGAACCAGCCUUUCACAUGCGCUCAGAGGACAUGAAGAAUUGUUCAUGGAAAUUAGCAAAAGCUGCAGUGCUGUGUUAUGUUGUCGAAUGGCACCACUACAAAAAGCAAAAGUAGUCAGACUUUUGAAAACAUUGCCAGCCAAGCCAAUUACCUUGGCAAUUGGUGAUGGUGCAAAUGAUGUCAGCAUGAUCCUAGAAGCAAAUAUUGGUAUAGGAAUCAUGGGUAAAGAAGGACGGCAAGCAGUGAGAAACAGUGAUUAUGCAAUAGCGAGAUUCUGCUUCCUCACUAAAUUACUUUUUGUCCAUGGUCAUUUCUAUUAUAUUAGAAUAUCACAUCUUGUACAGUAUUUUUUUUAUAAGAAUGUCUGUUUUAUCACACCUCAGUUUUUAUACCAGUUCUUCUGUAUGUUUUCACAACAGACAUUGUAUGAUGGUGCUUAUCUGACGUUAUACAACAUUUGCUUCACUUCCUUACCCAUCCUCAUGUACAGUUUGUUUGAACAAGAUGUGCAUCCUCGGAUACUACAUGGCAAACCAGCAUUGUACAAGGAGAUUAGCAAAAAUGAGGUUUUGUCUCUCAAAAGAUUUCUGUAUUGGACUCUACUAGGAUUUUGUCAUGCCUUUAUAUUUUUCUUUGGCGCUUAUCUUCUGAGGGGAGGAGAAGAUGCAUCCAUGAUGGGAAAUGGUCAGAUGUUUGGAAAUUGGGCAUUUGGCUUUCUAGUCUUCACAGUUAUGUUUAUAACUGUUACAUUAAAGUUGGGAAUAGAGACGCAUUACUGGACCUGGAUAAACCACUUUGUUAUGUGGGGUUCAAUAAUUUUUUACUUUGUGUUCUCUUUGGUUUAUGGAGCUGCACUUUGGCCAUUUUUGCAGUUACAAAGCAUGUAUGCAGUCUUCAGUUAUUUGUUGUCCAGUGCUUCAGUCUGGCUUGGCAUUAUCGUCAUAAUAGUUGCCUGUUUGUUUCCCGAUGUCCUAAGAAAAGUAUUCUGGAGACAUACACGACCUACUUUGGCACAAAGAUCACAGUUCUUGGAGACCAAUUCUGGCAUCACCUGCAUGGAAUCGCUUUGCUGUUGCUCAAGCAGAGAAACAGGAUGUUCACCUUUUAGAAGAGUACUAGACCAAAUAAUGGGAAGAUGCAAUUCCUUACGAGUCAACAGAUCUUGGAGUGACUUGGAUCCCCACUGCACGAAUGACAGAACCAUUUUGACACUCUCAUCAAUGGAUGGCCCCUCACAUGCAUCAAGGAUUUAAUGGCUAAAUGGAGACAUAGUGGAUGCUAUGUCUUUCUAGGGUUUUUGAUUUUCAGUUCCAUAUUUACCUCUGAGUCAUAGGGGAGAAUAAAAAUAUGUGUGGUUAUCUGCCUGUGCCACCUUACAUUUAUUUUUGUUUUGCAUGUAUGCCCUAUUCUCGCCCAAAUAAGGUACUGCAUUUUAGAAGAAGCAAGGACAGUAAUGAGAAUUAAGAUUGUAAUUUAUUUGUAAAUAGUUGUAACUUACCAUAUUUUCCUCUUUUUACAAAUUAUCUAUUUCUGAAGCUAUAUUUUUCUAUUUUUGCUUUCUCAGACAGGGAAUGAGAUAACUUUCAUAUGGUACAUCCCCUUUUGGACUCGAUCUGCACUAAUGCUAAAUUAAAUUUCUUGACAUAUAAAGUAGCUAUCUAGUCAGACAAGUGACUUUAUGGAAAUGUAUUUUCAUGCAUCUGAUAGUCUUGUAAAUCUCAAAAUCUGGUAGUAUCUUUUCCAUUCUAAUUGCUCUCCCUGUUGGAAAUUGCAGUCAGUAAAUAACUGAAUGGCUUGCAAUUAACAAUGGAGCUGUAUUAGGAGUUAACACAGUGGGUAUGGUAAAGGAAUAGGCAAGAUCUUGCAAUAUAUUUUUUUAAGAAAUGUUAAUCAACUUUUUAAAUUUGGUGCACAGUUGGUUCUGUUGUUCAAAAACUGGUGUUUUCAAAACUGGACAAGAAAAUGAUGGCCGGGGACUUGCAAUUCAGCAAGCAAUUAAAAUGAAUGAAUGGAAAAUCAGACUGGUGAAUGCAGAAGUGGUUUGUAAGAUAGUUCUGGAGUUUGCCUAGGCUUCAAGUACUUAGCAAUUGCUUUCUAUGGGAGAUUUGGAUAUGUUGAAAGACAGGCUAAGUAGGAGACCAAUUCACUAUUUGCAGUUUUAAAAUGUUGCUCUAAGUUAUUAAGGGUAAGAGGUGUAUCUUGAAAGUUAAGACCUUUAUUGGUCAUAAUAUUUUAGCCUUUGAAAGUCGUUUUGUGCUCUUAUAUAGAAGAAUGUAAAAAUCUAGAUAAAUCAACCCAUACUACAAACAUCACUUCAACUUUUACACCACAUUGGUUUCAGUGAUUUAUAUAAAAUUACAUUACUUGUAUUAUCAACAAGUUAAUAUUGCCAAACUAUAAUGAGUGCAAUUGCAUGUCUCAAAGUGACAAUUGCCAAGCUAAUUUGUUUCCAAUGUAUAUCAGUGUUUUUGGAGAACAUUGUUCAGUAUUACUAAACUGAAUUAUGAACACCACUAUCUGUACUGAACUGUUGACACAGCAAGUAACUGGUAUUCAAAAAAGGUGUCUUUAUUUCCCAAAUAAUGAAUAUUGUCAAAAUGAGAUUAUAUUUUCAUUUGGCUUACCACUUCAGAGUUUCUCUUCAGAGGUUCAAACUUUAUUUCAUAAUUGCAUUUUUCAGUUAUUUAUUCUUAAUGUUUGUCAUUUUUGUGCCAGUUUUAUUCAAAUUUAGUUUUAAAAAAAGUAAUUUAACACCAGGGUUGUAUAUUCCCGUUAGUUAACAGAUACUGUUGUCUAUUGCAUGUAAUUUACAUAGUAUUGCAUAAACUGAUUAGUCACCUCAGUCCUUAUUUUCCAAUCUAUGAUACUGCGGCUAUUCACCAGUUGAAAGACAUUCUUUACAGUUUAUACUUCCACAGGAACUGGUUUAAAUAUGAUUCCAGAAUAAAAGGAUACAAAAUACUGUUAAUUAGAUAUAAGAUGUAUUGCAUUUCACUAGAAAAUUUUGCCUGAAAAUGUUGACCUGUCAAGGAGGAGGGGGAAAAGCCUCAUUACCAAUUAGUAAAUGAUUUUAGUUUCAGGAUGCAAGGACACAGCUAUUUACUCAGUUCGGACAAUCUAUUUUGUAAGUAAACUGUUCCAUUCAUAGUUAAAUUAUAAGGUAACAGGAGGUGCUUUUAAUGUCAUUUGUUAAGAAAACCUAAUGUUGGCCAGAAAACAUUUUCCAUAGUACAGUAAAUUCAUUUAUCCAAAAUCACAGAUGCUCUCCCAGUGCAGGAAAAGUUGCAAUUCCACAGAACAAGUUAGACUUAGACUUAGAUCUGUUGCUGGCCUUGCAUGAAUUUCAACUAGGGUCAAUAUUGAAGUUAAUUUUAUCCCAAAAAUUGAAAUAAUUAUAAAAGACUUUUUAAUUUGAGUUGAGAUUUGGAUUGAGUAAAUCUGAACAAAACAACAUGCCUUCUAAGUGGGAUUUAAGAAAGAGGAAAAAAAAGUGUUUAAGUAUGACAAAUCAAUGCUUGAAAAGGCUUUUGUAAAAUCUGCAUCCUGACCUUUUUCAAAGUCUGUCCUAAGUUCUUUUGUGUGAUGGAAAUGAAAACAGCUUAAUUUGAAAGAAUUUUUGCCAUGUUGGCAAAUAAUUAUACAGCUCUUGGAAGCUGUAGGAACCUCACAGCACCCUGUUUGUGACCAGUGAUAAUUUUGGCUAAUAAAUGCAGUGGUGCAGAUACUUUUGGUACAAUUCAUUUUUAGUAGCAAUAAAAAUCAGAAAAAUGUGGAUCUUGGGCACUAAUUGUCAAUAUUUUGCAGGGUUGCAUUAUUUUUAAAAUUCUUUUAUUUGAGUUGUCUCAAGCUAUUCUACAUUGGUGAAACUUUGUCUUAAAACAUUUAUGUUCAUUUAUCAAUAAAGGAAA